AUGGCCCAAGGAAAGACGAAACAGAAAACGACUCUCCCGAAGGGCGUGAAGCAGAAGGUCAAGAAGACCAAGGCUACUGGCCCAAAGCGUGGCCACAAGCUCUACAUUGCACCGAAGACGGCACGCAUCCAGGCACAAGACAAAAUCCAAUCCGACGUCUCCAAGGUCAUCAACGACAAAAACGAGGAGCUGGUCAAGAAUAAGGCCAACCAAGCCCAGGGUCGCGCCGGCCCCAGCUCCAAGCGC
Messenger RNA from Mesorhabditis spiculigera, 246 nucleotides. NCBI's taxonomy places the organism in Eukaryota, Metazoa, Nematoda, Chromadorea, Rhabditida, Rhabditidae. The record is from the annotation of a GenBank genome assembly.